GGAUAAUUAAGUUUGUUGACUUCCCCUUUUGCAUGCCACAGAAUUCAUGAAUUUGCAAACUUCGGUCCCAGGAGACCAUACGAGCUUCAGAAGCCGAAGACUUGACAAUGGAUUGCCGAGAGAAAGGGACCUACCGAAAGUCCCGGCAAAAUCGCGCGUUCUGCCGGAUUUUGCGGACCCAGUUUAUGACAACAAUGUUCCGCGCCCUGUACACGGCGUCCGAGGAAACACAGGACCUGUUCAGUCUCAUAUUGGUGCUUUAAAAAAUCGUGAUGACUAUUUAAUUGGCAAAAUUGUAGGAGAUGGUUCUUUCUCAAAGGUCCAUAUUGCUACAGACAAAAAAACAUGGAAAGAAUACGCUAUAAAAAUACUUAGUAAGCGUCACAUCGUCAAGCAGAAAAAAGUGAAAUAUGUCACAAUAGAGCGGGACGCUAUGAUGCGUCUGAAUGGGUUUCCCGGUAUUAUACGCCUGUUUCAUACCUUCCAGGACGACCUACAUUUGUAUUAUGUCUUGGACUACGCCGAAAACGGUGAAUUGCUCACAUAUAUCAAGAAGUACUCUACGUUGAGUGAAGACUGCGUCCGUUUUUACGCAGCUGAAAUUUUAAUGAGUCUAGAUUUAUGCAUUCGCAUGGAAUCAUCCAUCGUGAUAUCGCAGAAAAUUACCGAUUUUGGCACAGCGAAGCUGCUGCCGACGAAAUACGCCCAAUGCGAUGAACAUCUUGUCUUCUCCAGUGCAUUUGUUGGCACCGCCGAAUACGUAUCUCCCGAGCUCAUCCAGCGCCAGCAUAUAUGCAAAGGAUCCGACCUUUGGGCUUUUGCCUGUGUCGUUUAUCAAAUGAUUACGGGUGCACCACCUUUCCGUGGAACGAAUACGAAUCAAAUCUUCGCCAAGAUCUGCAAUGCUUCAUACACAUUGCCCACUUUGUUACCCUUAGGACUCUCUGAGUUGUUUGCAGAACUCUUCCAGCCUCAGCCAUCGCUUCGAGCAACAACCGACCAAGUCAAAAGUAGCGUUUUCUUCAAUGAUGUUGUUUGGGAUGCGUCCGUUCUGUGGAAACAGCAUGCUCCCGUCAUGAGACCAUAUCAGCCAGCACUCAAGUUGAACAGCUCGGCAACGAACCUGGCACCUAACAACUUCAAAUCUACGGUAACGGCUGCAGCGGCCGCAAACGCCGCGGUUGCUCAUGCUAAUGUAUCCUUGAAACAGCACGAACGAGCUGUGAGCCAAGGCCUGCCGUCAACAAUUCCGCCUAGACACAUCUCUUCGAGUGGCCAUUACUCACAUUCUCACACAUCCUCUCAUGUGCAGCGUCAACCCAUCGACCGUUUAUGGUACAAGCUUCUACUUCCAAAUGAACAAGUACUCGAAAAUGGACUCAUUUAUGUUUCACUAUUGAACAAAUCGUCGGGCAGCAAAACCCCUUCGAAACUACCUAUGCUCUUCUUUUCUCGGAAAAAGCAACGUAUCCUCUUAAUAACUAGUCUUGGUCGUUGUCUUUUUAUUGGGAAGGACAAGCACGGGAAGAAUUGCAUAGAAACUGAAAUUGACUUGAGUUCUGAUGGAGUCACUUUUCAUGCAGACGAAGGCAGCCUUAAGCGCUUUAUGGUUGAAGACGAUUCAUGCACGAGAAUUGUGGAAGAUCCUACAGGACAUGCUGAGGAGUGGGUCCAAUGCAUGAAAAAUGCGGUCUCUUUAUCCAAGGAAUACCAGGCAAACGCUGCUUAAGGUACUUUGUCUUAGUGCCCUCCACUCCAGUGUAUUGCACUUUUCUACUUUUGGAGUUAUUAAUGAGUUACGAAGUUUUGUAUGAUUCAAUGGCCAGGAACCGUUGAUCCCCUUUUUUUCCGUUGUUGUUUUCAUUAAUCAUGCCCCUACUUGCUUUUGAAAAAACGAGGUUGUAUAUAGUAGCCACUUCAAUGGAAUCCGAAAUGACAAGAAAUGAGUGUAAUUGUAGUUUGUAUAUGAAUAUUACGGAGAAUAUCAUUAAACCAGCAGUACAACAUGUCGCCUAAAUUGUGGACAUGUCGAUUAUUGAAC
This is a messenger RNA of Schizosaccharomyces japonicus yFS275, 2041 nucleotides long. Its product is annotated as AGC/PDK1 protein kinase Ppk21. The transcript is spliced from 5 exons. Gene Ontology annotation, molecular function: protein kinase activity; ATP binding; protein serine/threonine kinase activity. Gene Ontology annotation, biological process: positive regulation of attachment of mitotic spindle microtubules to kinetochore; positive regulation of mitotic division septum assembly. Gene Ontology annotation, cellular component: medial cortical node; mitotic spindle pole body. Lineage: Eukaryota; Fungi; Ascomycota; Schizosaccharomycetes; Schizosaccharomycetales; Schizosaccharomycetaceae. The record is from RefSeq and is a predicted model, not a curated record. The coding region runs from base 47 to 1729 and encodes 560 amino acids.